CAUGGUUCUGAGACAGAACAUCAGAAGCCAGCAACGGAAAGGUGGAAAGCUGGAGGCCAACUUCCUUGGGCCCUUUACAAUCAUUGCACUUGCCGGCAAGAGUGCUGAUCUUCAAGGGGAAAAUGGCUCUGUUCAUAAAAAAGUCAGCAUUGACCAUCUGAAACCCUUUAAGCAGUGUGAUGUAAGGGUACCACAAAAGAUUGUAUCCAGUGUAUCCAAUGUAUCCAGUUCCCCAGCAUCUGCUGCUCCGCACAGUUCCCCAGCCUCAACCACAGAAGCAUCCGCUGCUCCUCACAGUUCCCCAGCAUCCGCUGCUUCCCACAGUUCACCAGCCUCAACCACAGAAGCAUCCGCUGCUCCUCACAGUUCCCCAGUAUCUGCUGCUCCGCACAGUUCCCCAGCCUCAACCACAGAAGCAUCCGCUGCUCCUCACAGUUGCCCAGCAUCCGCUGCUUCCCACAGUUCCCCAGCAUCCGCUGCUCCUCACAGUUCCCCAGUAUCUGCUGCUCCGCACAGUUCCCCAGCCUCAACCACAGAAGGAUCUGCUGCUCCAGCUGACACAUGCCCUGCAUCAUCAGAAUCAGCAAAUGAAAACUAUAAAGAAACAGAGAUUGCUAAAUAUGUGAAUGAGGUGUGGUCUGGAAAAUUCCAGAAUGCUUCUGUGAUAUUAUCCAAGAUUGGACCUUACAA
Melanotaenia boesemani (Boeseman's rainbowfish) is the source of this 690-nucleotide messenger RNA. RefSeq names its product amelogenin-like. The record is from RefSeq and is a predicted model, not a curated record. Lineage: Eukaryota; Metazoa; Chordata; Actinopteri; Atheriniformes; Melanotaeniidae. Bases 219 to 626 code for a protein of 135 amino acids. The transcript has 2 exons.